Messenger RNA from Nematolebias whitei (Rio pearlfish), 550 nucleotides. Its product is annotated as myelin and lymphocyte protein. NCBI's taxonomy places the organism in Eukaryota, Metazoa, Chordata, Actinopteri, Cyprinodontiformes, Rivulidae. Gene Ontology annotation, cellular component: membrane. The transcript has 4 exons. Gene Ontology annotation, biological process: myelination. Bases 28 to 495 code for a protein of 155 amino acids. Gene Ontology annotation, molecular function: structural constituent of myelin sheath. The record is from RefSeq and is a predicted model, not a curated record.
UCUUCAGCUUCAGCAGCAGGAACAGAGAUGGCUUCCAACGUUGACAGGAUGGCACACCUCCCCAGUGGGGUGGGAGUUUGUACCACCAUCCCCGACAUCCUGUAUCUGCCAGAACUGAUCAUUGGCGGUUUGGUGUGGAUCCUGGUGGCGUGCACCUACGUGGAGAUAGCGAACCCUCUGGGCUGGGUCAUGUGUGUCUCUGUCUUCUGCUUCGCCAUGACCUUCAUCUGGUUGAUGGUGUUCGCCUGUGGGAGCCAUUACAACUCGGGUGGCUGGGCAACUGCAGACUUCAUCUAUCAUUUUAUCGCCACCGUCUUCUACCUGAGCGCCUCAGUUGAGUUGGCCUUCGUCACCUUGGCCUUGCGAUAUGGCACCACUGAUAAGGGCGUCAAAGACUACAAGCUGUGCAUCUCUGCAGUGGUUUUCUCCUUUACAGCAACGUUCCUCUACUUCGUCCACACCAUUCUGUCGGCCAUCAGAUGGAAAUCUUUCUAGGAGUCUCCUCCCAGCAGAGCCUUUUGAAACCAAAAAAUAAAUAAAUAAAAGAACU